This is a messenger RNA of Chenopodium quinoa (quinoa), 3132 nucleotides long. RefSeq lists its product as uncharacterized. The transcript is spliced from 5 exons. NCBI's taxonomy places the organism in Eukaryota, Viridiplantae, Streptophyta, Magnoliopsida, Caryophyllales, Amaranthaceae. The coding region runs from base 1 to 3132 and encodes 1043 amino acids. The record is from RefSeq and is a predicted model, not a curated record.
AUGAAACGAACAGAACGUAGCUGGAUGUAUGAAAGGAAGGUUGGACAUUCUAUUAAUCCGGAUUUUGUGAAAGGGGUAGAUGAAUUCCUUAAAUACGUGGAAGAUCAUCCCGAGAGCAGCAACCCGAAUGAAGUUAGGUGUCCAUGUUUUAAAUGUAAGAACAAGCGGCUAUGGGAUGCGAAAACGGUUAAAAUUCAUUUGUACCGCAAGGGUUUUGUGCCUAACUACUAUGAGUGGAUGUGUCAUGGGGAAGGGUUUCCGGGAGUUCCUGAAGGGCCGUCAAAUGAAUAUCGUGAAAUGGUUUUCGAUGCUUUUGGUCAUAAUGAAGAUCAAGGGCAUUCUGAAGAGGCAGAGGAGGAGCCUAAUGCACAAGCUAAGCAUUUCUUAGACUUUUUAAAAGCUUCCGAACAACCAUUAUACGAAGGGAGUUCGUUGUCUGUCUUAGAGAUGGCUGCCCGAAUUACUAGUCUUAAGUGCGAGUAUAAUUUGCCCCAUAGAUGUGUUCAUGGGUUUGCUUCUUUGGUCAAUGAGGCUAUUCCUAACAACAACCAUAUGGCCGAUACAUUCUAUGAGGUGAAGAAGAUUGUAAAGGGGCUGGAGUUGCCUCAUGAAAAGAUUCAUGCAUGCCCGAAAGGAUGUAUGCUAUUUUGGAAGGAUGAUGUUCAGCUAUCUUCAUGUCGGGUGUGUGGUAGCGACCGAUACAAGAAGACUUCCAAAGGUAGCUUAGUGCCUUUGAAUGUUUUAAUUUACUUUCCGAUCACACCGAGAUUGCAAAGGCUCUAUGCAACCAAGAACAUUUCGGAGGAAAUGACAUGGCAUUCGAAAAAUCCUCGAGUUCAAGGCACAAUGGCGCACCCUAGUGAUAGUGAAGCUUGGAAACACCUUGACAAUUGCUUCCCAGAAUUUUCCAAUGAGCCUCAUAAUGUUCGACUUGGCUUGUGUACAGAUGGUUUUGCUCCUCAUGGUAAGUUUGGGGGACAAUAUUCUUGUUGGCCUGUCAUAUUGACCCCUUAUAACUUGCCUCCCUCAAUGUGUAUGAAAAGAAAAUUCAUGUUUCUUUCAUUGCUUGUUCCUGGUCCUAAGAACCCUAAGGGCAAUUUGAAUGUGUAUAUGCAACCGCUGGUAGAAGAGUUGAAGCAUUUAUGGGAAGUUGGCGCAAAUACUUAUGACAUUUCAAGGAAACAAAAUUUUAAUCUUCGAGCAGCCAUCCUGUGGACCAUUAGUGACUUCCCAGCUUACGGUAUGUUGUCUGGUUGGACCACAGUGGGUAAGAAGGCUUGUCCUUAUUGUAUGGAUAAAAGCAAAGCAUUUUGUCUUGAACAUGGUGGCAAAGUUUCUUGGUUUGAUUGCCAUUGCCAAUUUCUUCCAACAGAACACCCUUUUCGAAAAAGCAAAACUGCAUUUUGUAAAAAUAAAGUCGAAAAAGGUUCACCGCCACACAUCAUGUCAGGUGAGGAAUUGUGGGAAUGUGUGAGACAACUUCCAAAGGCAACUGAUGGACCGGAGACAUUGAAACACCUAAAAAAAGCAAAAAAGGGGUGGUUCAAGCAAAGCUCGUUGUGGGAACUUCCUUAUUGGAAGCAUUUGCUCAUCCGUCACAACUUGGAUUUCAUGCACAUUGAAAAGAACUUCUUUGCUCAGCUAAUCCACACCAUAAUGGAUGUGAAAAAGCAUACAUGUGACACGCCAUCGGCUCGAAAUGACAUUGCCAAAUAUUGUAAACGGCCACAACUUCAUAUGGAUGAAGAUGAUAGAGGAAAAGAGUUUAUGCCAAAAGCCCCAUUCGCUCUUGACAAGGCUCAAAGAAAAGUGUUGUGUGAAUGGGUUAAACAAUUGUGUUUUCCAGAUGGAUAUGCCUUUAAUUUGAGCAGAUGCGUAGAUUUACAAGCCUUUAGUGACAUGGAGCGAUUAGAGAAAAACAUAGCUGAAAUCCUUUGCAAGCUUGAGAAGGUUUUCCCUCCUUCAUUCUUCAACUCUAUGGAGCAUUUACCUAUUCAUUUUUCAUAUGAGGGCAAGUUAUGUGGUCCUGUUCAAUAUAGAUGGAUGUAUCCCUUCGAAAGGUUCCUUAAUCACUUGAAACGUAAAAUUGGGAACAAGGCACGAGUUGAAGGUUCAAUAUGCAAUGCUUAUCUCACCGAAGAGAUAGCAAACUUUUGCUCAAAUUACUUCCAGGCGUCAGUUGACACAAAAACUCGGGAUCUUGGUCGAAAUGUGAAUGUAGACGUGGAAUCCACAUUGGAGAACGCUGACUUACCGGAGUUGUUCUCGGAGGAUAGCGGUCGUGUCUCAUCUGAGGGUAAAACCCGGUACUUAGAUGAAAAGGAACUCGAGUGUGCUCAUUUGUUCGUUUUACGAAACUGCGGCAUUCUUGGUGAAUACGAAAGAGAGGAAGUCAUGGAGAAAUGUGACAUCGAAUUCUCUGAUUGGUUUCACCAUAAGGUGGUUGAAGAGAAACCAAAUUCGGAUGUCCUCCAAGCUUUGUGCAUGCGUCCUUUCAAGCGUGUUCGAACUUGGAAGGGGAUUUUUGUUGGUGGAUUUAAUUUCCAUACACAUUCCUAUGGUAAACACAAGUCUACGAUGAAUUACGGUGUUUGUGUGUCUAGUGAGGACGGUGGAGAGUACUUUGGCAUUCUAGACGAUAUAAUUGAACUUGUCUACACUGGUCCAAUUAAAGAGUAUAAGACUAUACUCUUUAAGUGUAGUUGGAUGGAUUGUGGUAGGGGUAUGAACAUACAUGAACAGUAUAAGCUUGUUGAAGUGAAUCAUACUAAGAAAUACCCCAAGUAUGAUCCCUUCGUAUUAUCUUAUCAAGUGACCCAAGUGUACUACACAUCCUACCCUAGCCUAAAACGGGAUCGAGUUCUAUGGUGGUUUGUGUUUAAAACACAAGCAAGGUCAGUGGUUGAUGCUCCAGUAGACCUUCAGUUUUUGCAGGCACCGUCCCCAGAAGUAUAUGCAACGCUUUGUCCACCGAAUGACAUUCCUGACUACGACCUAGUUGAGGAUGACGACGAAGACGAUGAUGACGACUUAAUAAUCUCAAGUGAAUCAGAUGAUGAAUCCAGCGUCGACUCUAGUGACAGUGACGAGGAUACUGACAUCGAUGUGUUUUUAGAUGAUAGUAGUGAUUAA